Mustela lutreola (European mink) is the source of this 2048-nucleotide messenger RNA. Its product is annotated as DNA dC->dU-editing enzyme APOBEC-3G-like. NCBI's taxonomy places the organism in Eukaryota, Metazoa, Chordata, Mammalia, Carnivora, Mustelidae. The record is from RefSeq and is a predicted model, not a curated record. Gene Ontology annotation, molecular function: zinc ion binding; cytidine deaminase activity; RNA binding. Gene Ontology annotation, biological process: negative regulation of single stranded viral RNA replication via double stranded DNA intermediate; cytidine to uridine editing; defense response to virus. Bases 98 to 1810 code for a protein of 570 amino acids. Gene Ontology annotation, cellular component: cytoplasm; P-body; nucleus. The transcript is spliced from 12 exons.
CUACCUGUGCUACGAGGUCGAGCAUCCCGAUCAAGGAUCCGGGAUUCCUCCGGGCCAGGACAAGGGCGUCCUGCGCAAUAAGAGUGCCCGGUACCCCAUGCUCUCCCGCCAUGCGGAGUCCUUCCUGCUAGAGCAGAUCCAGUCCUGGAAACUGAACCCGGAACACCAGUACCGGGUCACCUGCUUUCUCUCCUGGAGCCCCUGUGCUGAUUGUGCCCAGCGUAUGGCUGAGUUUCUGGGGGACAAUAGCCACGUGAGCCUGAACCUCUAUGCCUCCCGCAUCUACAGCCUGGGACAGUAUGAGCAGGGGCUGCGCACCCUGAAGAGGGCUGGGGCCAGCAUCACCAUCAUGACCGCCAGGGAGUUUGAGCACUGCUGGGACACCUUCGUGCUCCACCAGGGAAGAAGCUUCCAGCCCUGGGAGGGUCUGGACAAGGAGAGUCAGAAAUUCUCUGAGACCCUGCAUCGCAUUCUCCAGGCCAAAGCAGGAAGGAGGUGGGGCAUCCCCAGCAGUGGCCUGGGAGGUAUCAGUUCUGGGAGCUUUCCUAAAGCAAGGCUGGUGAGAGGAAUGGACCCCUGGCACCACGACCCAAGAGACCCGCUGGAGAAGAUAAGUCCUGGAACCUUCCUCUUCCACUUCCCAAGCCUGUGCUAUGCUUCAGGGCGGAAACUCUGCUACCUCUGUUUCCACGUGGAAGGAGAGGGGGAGGAGGACUCCUGGUAUGACCUGGGCGUCUUUCAGAACGAGGUCUAUCCCCAGGCUCCCUGCCACGCAGAAGCCUGCUUCCUCUCUUGGUUCCGUGACCAGAAUCUGCCCCCUGAAGAGCAUUACCGUGUCACCUGGUUCUUAUCGUGGAGCCCCUGCCCCACCUGCGCAGAGGAUGUGAUUGAGUUCCUGGAGGAAUACAGGAACGUCACGCUGAGCAUCUAUACCGCCCGCCUCUACUACUUCUGGGACCCAGAUUUCCAGGACGGGCUCCACAAGCUGUGGUGUGCAGGGGUCCAUCUGGACAUCAUGUCCUUUGAAGAUUAUGAAUACUGUUGGGAAACCUUUGUGGACCACAAGGGGAUGCGCUUCCAGAGUUGGGAUCUAUUAAGAGAUAAUGAUUUGCUGGCCGAAGAGCUUGAGGAUAUUCUUGGGUGCUUGCUCACCGCGUGGGCUAACUGGCUACUUUCGCUUCUGUUUGAAUGCUUGCUUAAUGGCGCGUGGCGGCUCCCAACACCAAUCAGAAGCACAAUGAAUCCACUACGACGAGAAAUAUUCUACCAUCAGUUUGGCAACCAGCCCCGGGCCCCGAGGCCCUUCCACCGGAGGAAGACCUACCUGUGCUACCAGCUGAAACCACAUGAGGGCCACAUAAAGCGCCUUCAAAACAAGAAAAAGCGCCAUGCAGAAAUCCGGUUUAUUGACCAUAUCAGGGCACUGCAGCUGGACCGGUCCCAGAGAUUUGAAAUCACCUGCUACCUGACAUGGAGCCCCUGCCCCAGCUGUGCGAAGGAACUGGCUGUGUUUGUCCAAGACCAUCCCCACAUCCGCCUGCGGCUCUUUGCCUCCCGCCUGUAUUUCCACUGGCGCUGGAAGCAUCAGGAGGGGCUGAGGCUUCUGCAUAGAUCCGGGAUCUCCGUGGCCGUCAUGAGACUCCAGGAGUUUGAGGACUGUUGGAGCAAUUUUGUGGACCACCAGGGCGAGCCUUUCCAGCCCUGGCACAAGCUGGAACAGUACAGUGAAAGCAUAACUCGUCGGCUUCGGAGGAUCCUUGAGCACCCCCAGAAUAAUUUAGAGACUAACUUCAGAAAUUUGCACAUUUGAGAACCAUCAAUCCCCUGAGUUCCUGGAGCAACUCAGUGCUUCACAAACUGCUGAUUUUAGCAGCAACUUGUGAGUUCCACGGGCACACCUGAGCCUCCCCCGAGUCCGAGUCCGGAAAACCUUCCUUUCCUCCUUCGUUCUUUUGUUUGUUUGUUUGUUUCUUCUUCUUUUUUUUUUUAAUAAGUGGGUAUGUAUUUUUAUAACUGAAAAAAUAAACGUAAUUUUUAAGUCCAUAAAA